This is a messenger RNA of Cantharellus anzutake, 315 nucleotides long. RefSeq lists its product as uncharacterized. Gene Ontology annotation, biological process: L-methionine metabolic process. The coding region runs from base 1 to 315 and encodes 104 amino acids. Gene Ontology annotation, molecular function: acireductone dioxygenase [iron(II)-requiring] activity. The transcript is spliced from 2 exons. The record is from RefSeq and is a predicted model, not a curated record. Lineage: Eukaryota; Fungi; Basidiomycota; Agaricomycetes; Cantharellales; Hydnaceae.
AUGUUGCACUGGCUCCACAUACAUCAAACUCCCCUGCUAGAGUUGAAGUCGGACGCCCGGAUCAGGAUCCAUGUCUUUCCUGGCGAUUUGUUGGUCCUUCCAGCAGGUAUUUACCACCGCUUCACACUGGAUGAAAGCAAUGCCAUCAAAACAUUGCGCCUUUUCAAGGAUGAACCAAAGUGGACCGAUUUGAGGACACAGAUAUCAAUCCCUUCGGGGUCAAAUACGUUCAGGAUGAGCUUCUGUGCUGCCAGAAUGACUGUAGAAACUAUUACUUGCAAACUGAGAAUUGUAUAUGCAUCGCCUACCUCUUAA